AUGUCACCACAAAAUCGUAAAUCCGUGAUAGUGUUAAGUUAUGCGGCAAUGUGGAAACUUUACUGUGUUGUAGUCAAAAAUAAUAAUUUUCUUUUAGUUUCUUCAAAAAAACAUAAUUUAACAGUUUGCUUUGAAGUUAAAUUCGAGAUCGUUUAUUCUAGAGUAAUAUUACAGGG
Racocetra persica is the source of this 176-nucleotide messenger RNA. The record is from the annotation of a GenBank genome assembly. Lineage: Eukaryota; Fungi; Glomeromycota; Glomeromycetes; Diversisporales; Gigasporaceae.